Aethalodelphis obliquidens (Pacific white-sided dolphin) is the source of this 1799-nucleotide messenger RNA. RefSeq names its product iodothyronine deiodinase 1 (gene DIO1). Gene Ontology annotation, molecular function: thyroxine 5'-deiodinase activity. Lineage: Eukaryota; Metazoa; Chordata; Mammalia; Artiodactyla; Delphinidae. The record is from RefSeq and is a predicted model, not a curated record. The transcript is spliced from 4 exons. Gene Ontology annotation, biological process: thyroid hormone metabolic process.
UGCUCUGCCCACCAGCCUCAGAGCCAGCUCUGGCUCUGCCACAAUGGGGCUGCCCCUGCCAGGGCUGUGGCUGAAGAGGCUCUGGGUGCUCUUUCAGGUGGGCCUGCACGUGGCCAUGGGCAAAGUGCUUCUUACACUGUUUCCCAGGAGGGUCAAGCAGAACAUCCUGGCCAUGAGUGAGAAGACUGGCAUGGCCAAGAAUCCCCACUUCUCCUAUGAAAACUGGAUACCCACUUUCUUCAGUGCCCAGUAUUUCUGGUUCAUCCUGAAGGUCCGUUGGCAGCGACUGGAGGACAUGACGGAGCAAGGGGGUCGAGCCCCAAACUGCCCUGUGGUCCGCCUGUCAGGACAGAGGUGCAACAUCUGGGACUUCAUGCAAGGCAACAGGCCACUGGUGCUGAAUUUUGGAAGUUGCACCUGACCUUCAUUUAUUUUCAAGUUUGACCAAUUCAAGAGACUUAUUGAAGAUUUUAGUUCCAUAGCAGAUUUUCUCAUCAUUUACAUUGAAGAAGCACAUGCAUCAGAUGGCUGGGCUUUUAAGAACAACGUGGACAUCAAGAAUCACCAGCAUCUCCAGGACCGCCUGCGGGCAGCCCGCCUGCUGCUGGACAGGAGCCCCCAGUGCCCCGUGGUGGUGGACACAAUGAAGAACCAGAGCAGUCAGCUCUACGCAGCGCUGCCUGAGAGGCUGUACGUGCUCCAGGACGGCAGGAUCCUGUACAAGGGUAAACCUGGCCCUUGGAACUACCGUCCAGAAGAAGUUCGUGCUGUUCUGGAAAAGCUCCACAGUUAAUCUGGACAGAUCCCCCAGUUCUAGGUGCUCAACAAGAGGUCUUCUCAAGGCUUGGCUUGCCCCUCAUCCCAGCUGACAUUUACCUCUUGACCUGUGUCCCCAGCGGAAUCACUAGCCCAGAUUUUUCUUAUCCAAGCAAACAACUGUUACAAUGAGAAAAUGAAGCUGCAAGUGAGCUGAGUGUUAAAGAAGGUACAACUCCACACUGCCCCCACCGUGGAGACCUUGUUCAUUGCACGACGUCUCAGCGUGAGAGCGGGCGCACUCCCUGCGCUUCCUUCUGAACAUCCAGCCACUCCACUAUGGCAUUCCUUAAAUGAAGUAACUUCAUUUUACCAAAUUUGCCAUUUAUGGAAUUGAUAAUUUAAUAACUAGAUUGGUUUUUAGAACUAAGCAUGGGGAUAACUCCAGGUGUUUAGAGAGAGAUGAGGAAUUUAAAGAGAAAGGAGUAGGAAUGGGAGCAGACAGUACAAAUGGGAACGCUUCCCUCGCCAAAAGAUUUAAACCAGAAAGUGGUGGGGGUGAUGAGAGGUGAGUUUCCCUGGUAAUAUGUCUUCAAUUCUACUGUAGAAGAGGUGGGUACUCACUUUACCAUCUUUGAAUAUAUUUCAUAGAAGUCUGGCUCUCCAUACCCAGGAAUCUUCUACUAUCUUCACUUACCAAGAGCCACUUGUGGGGAGGACUGGCUUCCUAAAAACAUUAUAACCUUGACCAAACUAGACCACAGGCAAUACAGAGCUGUCAUUCAGUUAUGCAGAAGCUCAUAUCUGUAAUUCUGCUUCUCUGAUUUCUUCACAAUUCUCCUAAUGGUCAUUUGUGUUAGAUUACAUCAGUCUAAUGGAUAACCAUUGGUAUUGAUCUGUUUUAACUCUGCCUCUUUUCAUAUUUGUUUAUGAUGGCCACAGCCUAAAGUACACACAGCUGUGACUUGAUUUGAAAGAAAAUGUUUUAAGAUGCAGCAAGCUAAUACAGAAUGAUUAAAAAAUAUCAGGCUAGUUCAGAUGGC